GGGAGGCUGGAGGUUUUUCACAGCGGCUCAUGGGGGACAGUGUGUGAUGACUCCUGGGAUAUUAAAGAUGCUCAUGUGGUGUGCAGAGAGCUGCAGUGUGGAGUGGCCCUCAGUAACCAGCCGGUACCAGCCUGGUUUGGUCCUGGUUCUGGACCCAUAUGGCUGGAUGAGGUGGAGUGUGAGGGGAAUGAGACGUCCCUGUGGAGCUGCUCUUCUCCAGGCUGGGGAAAACAUGACUGUCAACACAAGGAGGAUGUAGGAGUCGUGUGCUCAGACUUUAAAGAGAUCAGAUUUACUGAGGGCUGUAAAGGGAAUGUGGAGGUUUUCUACAAUGGAUCCUGGGGUAAUGUGUGCUGGAACCAGAUGGAUAGAGACACAGCGAGUCUGAUCUGUCAAGAGCUGAACUGUGGAAGAUCUGGUGAUUUGUCUGCUUCUAUAGCAAGAGUGAAAUCAGCUCCUAACUGGCUGGAUAAAGUUACAUGUCGACCACAUGAUUCAUAUCUGUGGCAGUGUCCAUCUUCACCGUGGGGACAGAAUGACUGUGGUGACGAUGAAGUGGCCAAAAUCACCUGCUCAGAUCUGCCACUUUUUGCCAGACCCAUGAUCACUCCUACCUCGCCAAACACGGCCACUGAGCACCAUUUCGCAUUAUCGCCAACAGCUGCUCUUCUCACCAAGCCACAUGUUUUGGCCAAUAGACCGUGCAAAGCCCCGAGCUCACAUCGCUCGAUACCACAAUUGUCCCGCUCAAGACCAGGCUCUCCUUGA
Carassius auratus (goldfish) is the source of this 768-nucleotide messenger RNA. Its product is annotated as antigen WC1.1-like. Lineage: Eukaryota; Metazoa; Chordata; Actinopteri; Cypriniformes; Cyprinidae. The record is from RefSeq and is a predicted model, not a curated record. Gene Ontology annotation, biological process: zymogen activation. Gene Ontology annotation, cellular component: plasma membrane. The annotation marks the transcript as partial. The transcript is spliced from 3 exons. Gene Ontology annotation, molecular function: serine-type endopeptidase activity.